Messenger RNA from Aphis gossypii (cotton aphid), 2655 nucleotides. RefSeq names its product xaa-Pro aminopeptidase ApepP-like. The transcript has 14 exons. Gene Ontology annotation, molecular function: metalloaminopeptidase activity. Lineage: Eukaryota; Metazoa; Arthropoda; Insecta; Hemiptera; Aphididae. The record is from RefSeq and is a predicted model, not a curated record. The coding region runs from base 360 to 2432 and encodes 690 amino acids.
AACUACGUUAAUCAAUAAUACAAAAUAUAUUUUGUACAUAAAUGAGAUAUGUGUAGUCAUUUUUGUUAAAAUUGUAAUUAUUAAAAAUAAAAAUAAAAAAUUUACUUAACAUAAAAAAAAGUUUCAAUGUGCACAAUAUUUCAUAAUUUAUGUCUUCUAUGUUGGUACUUUGUACCUUAGUAAAUGGCAACACUGUGCUAAUGCAUUUAUGUCCAGUCAAAGAGGACCUUAUACAUUUAAUGUUUAAAGGCGGUCAUUUAUUUCGAAACUCUCGCCUGUUAUUAAUGUGCUGAAUAUUUAGGGGUGAAAAAUGUUAUAAGGUGUUCUCUUUAUAAUUCUCAAGUCAUUGCUCUACGAAAAUGAAAAGAAUAUGUGUCCUACUGAUGUUUUUAGAUAUUUGGACAACUGGAUACAGCCAAAAUGGAGAUUCAAAUCAAAAAUCAAUGGGUCGAAAAUUAUGUCCACCAAUGGAAAACGUACCGCAGCCCAUUAAUCGAGUCAACACGUCUGCUAUCCUUCAUGAGUUAAGAAAUGAAAUGAAGAAAAGGAAUGCACACCACGGACCUCCAAUUGAUGCAUAUAUCGUUCCAGAUACAGACGAACAUCAAAACGAAGAAGUGGCGGACCAUGACAAGAGACUGAAAUAUCUGUCGGGAUUCAGUGGUGUCGGCGGGGUGGCUGUCGUGACACAGACUAAAGCAGUUUUCUGGACUGGGUGGAUGUACCACAAACUGGCGGACGAAGAGUUGUCUUGUGAUUGGCAGCUAUUGGUCUACGGAGAGUCGAAAAGACUAGUCGAAUGGUUGCUGGACGAGUUAAAGCCUAAUUCCAGGGUAGGUGCUGACCUUAAGCUCAUUUCAAACGGUGACUGGGAAUUCUUGUAUCACGCGUUGGCAAACGAGUCCAUCAGCUUGGUGCCCAUCAACAACAACCUUAUCGACAUGAUUUGGAUAGACAACCGGCCCGAUAAUCCAACACGCGAAGCAUACGUCUGGCCGCUAGAAUAUGCAGGCAAGAGAUGGCAAGACAAGUUGGAUGCGACCCGCGAUAAAAUUAAAGCUAUGGGGUGUGAUGCAAUGGUCGUGACGGCUUUAGACGAGAUCGCAUGGCUGCUGAACAUUCGUGGCCACGACAUACCUUACGGUCCUUUCCUCAAAUCGUACGUUAUCGUUAGCAAAGACCAGUUACAUCUAUAUACUGAUUCCGUGAAGCUCAGUCCUGACGUUCGGAAACAUUUGCACACUGACAACUGCAUUUCGGCCCAUUGCGCCAGGCUCCACGAUUACGAAGCCAUAUGGAUCGACCUGAGGACACUGUCGCAGAUUUGGCAAAAAGUGCUAAUACCGUCUGCCACGGAGUACAACAACGGAGCGAGCAGAUGCAUUUACAUUUUGAUCAAUACUGAAAAGAGAAAGCAGGCUCCUUCGCCAAUCAUGUACAUGAUGGCAGAAAAGAAUUCCGUCGAAAAAGAAGGAAUGCGACUCUCACACAUUAGAGAUUCGGCGGUUGUGUGUAAUAUAUUGGCCAAGCUUGACGAACAGUUUAAAUAUGGACAGCAACUCACCGAACUUGCAGUGGCUAACAUGGUGGACAAGUACAGAAGCGAGCAAAACUUCAGUCGUGGUGUGAGUUUUAAAUCCAUUGUAGGAUACGGACCCAACGGGGCUAUACCACAUUAUACACCAUCGACUUCGAGCAGCUUGAAAAUUGAUCACAUUAGCACUUUGGUCAUUGACAGUGGUUCUCAUUACUGGGAUGGAACUACGGAUGUGACUAGGACGGUGCACUUCGGACAGCCGUCGGCUGAACAAAUCGAAGCGUACACGAGGGUGUUGAUGGCUUCCAUCGAUCUUGCGUCGUUCACAUUUCCUCACGAUUUAAUACUUAAUCAGAUUGACGUAAUCGCCAGGGCACCGCUCUGGGAUAUUGGUUACGACUACAACCACGGUACCAGUCACGGGAUCGGAGUGUUUCUCAAUGUACACGAGGCACCUGUUAAUAUGUAUUACGGACGAAAGUCAAGUGACGUAGUGCUCAAGGAAGGAUAUUUUAUAUCUGACGAGCCCGGUUAUUAUAAAGAAAAUGAUUUUGGUGUACGACUAGAAACUAUAUUAGAAGUGAUUACAAAGAACGAAACAAUGGGCAAAUAUUUGACGUUCAUGCCGAUCACUCUAGUACCGUUCGAACCAAAGCUCAUCGACUACUACAUGCUCAGCCCAAAACAAGUGCGGUGGCUAAACGCUUACAACGACAAGAUCCGGAAAAUGGUGGGCGUCGAGCUCCUAAAGUACAACAGCAGUCGACUAGGCUAUGAAUGGAUGAUGGAGCGAACGAUGCCGUUGUUUUCGGAUGCGCGCAGGAACGAGGUCUGCACCUUGGUCGUCGCAGCGCUAAUUGUCGCGAUUGCUACCGUCAACUUGCUGACUGUUUAAAACAUAACCGAUUCCCCGAAAACAUCGUAUUAUUAUUAUUAUUAUUAUUUCUAUCAUUUUUAUUUUAAUAUCGAUUAAUAAAAAGCGUUACGAAAAACGCGUAUAUGUUGCGAUGACGCCGAUAGCCGAAAUUUCGCCAAUGACAUAGUAUGUAUUAUUAUUAACGUACUCAACAAACGUUAAAAAAAAAAUCGUAGAUAUUUUAUUAGAAUACUUCAUCGAA